Messenger RNA from Scatophagus argus, 3690 nucleotides. Its product is annotated as transcription factor IIIB 90 kDa subunit-like. The transcript is spliced from 19 exons. Gene Ontology annotation, molecular function: RNA polymerase III general transcription initiation factor activity; TBP-class protein binding; RNA polymerase III type 3 promoter sequence-specific DNA binding. The record is from RefSeq and is a predicted model, not a curated record. The coding region runs from base 300 to 2372 and encodes 690 amino acids. Gene Ontology annotation, cellular component: nucleus; transcription preinitiation complex; transcription factor TFIIIB complex. Lineage: Eukaryota; Metazoa; Chordata; Actinopteri; Scatophagidae. Gene Ontology annotation, biological process: transcription by RNA polymerase III; transcription preinitiation complex assembly; DNA-templated transcription initiation.
CCCCUCCGGUCCGAGUUGGUCUCGUCCGGGUCUACCCAGCAUCAAAUGCACAUGUUGGGUGUGUUGUGUUAAGGGUUGCAGCGAUAUUACAGCAUUUAGCAGACUUCUGCGGGUUGUCGCGUUGCUGUUUGCUCGUUACGGACACGAUGCGAUAAGGCUCACAGUCAAUGAGAAAUACUUUGAAUAUCAGAGUUGUCGUAGAAAACGCUGAGUCGAGCAGGCUGACACGCGUGACCCAGCGUGGCUGCUGCUGCGUGACUUCACCGGACUGAAGGCUUUGCGGCUCGCCGGGCGACACCAUGAGCUCCAGGGUGUGUAAGAACUGCGGCAGCAGGGACAUCGACGUGGACCAGGCCCGCGGCGAUGCCGUCUGUAUGGGCUGCGGCUCCGUGCUGGAGGACAACAUCAUCGUGGCCGAGGUGGAGUUUGUGGAGUCGGGAGGCGGAGGCUCGCUGGCUGUUGGACAGUUUGUCUCUGCAGAAGCCACAGGGACGGUCCCCUCAUUUGGAGAUGGACACUACACUGUGGGGAGGGAGUCCAGAGCUCAGACGCUGGCCAGAGCGAAGCAGAGCAUCAACUCUCUGGGCCACCAGCUGCAGUUGAACCAGCGCUGUCUGGACACGGCCUUCAACUUCUACAAGAUGGCGCUGACCAAACACCUGACUCGCGGCCGCAAGGCCUCGCACGUCAUCGCCGCCUGCAUCUACAUGGUGUGUCGCACUGAGGGGACGCCGCACAUGCUGCUGGAUCUCAGUGACCUCCUGCAGGUGAACGUCUACAUACUGGGAAGAACCUUCCUCGUGCUGGCCAGAGAACUGUGCAUCAACGCCCCGGCCAUAGACCCGUGCCUCUACAUUCCCCGCUUCGCACAGCUCCUGGAGUUUGGGGAGAAGAACCACGACGUCUCCAUGACGGCGAUGCGACUGGUGCAGAGGAUGAAGAGGGACUGGAUGCACACGGGACGAAGGCCGUCGGGACUCUGUGGGGCAGCUCUUUUGGUCGCCGCUCGCAUGCACGACUUCUGCCGCACCGUCAAAGAAAUCGUCAGCGUCGUAAAAGUGUGUGAAAGCACGUUGAGGAAAAGACUGGUGGAGUUCGGGGACACACCCACCAGUCAGCUGACCAUCGAAGAGUUCAUGAAGGUCGAUCUGGACCAGGAGUGCGACCCGCCCUGCUUUACAGAGGGGCUGAAGAAGAAUAAAGUGCGUCAGUUGGAGAUUGAGCUGAAGAAAAAGAUGGAGGAUGUUGAAGAUGAAAUCCAGGUGUACCAGGAUGAAAUAGACGACGAGCUUCAGAGCAGUAGACCCAAACUGAGAGGAGUUUACGCUGCCUACGCUCAGGAAGACGGUGAGAAUGACGACGACGUCCUCUCCACGAUGUGCAAGAUGGCGGACAGCGAGGAAUCGGAAGAGGAAGACGAACUUCAGGCCGUGGCCAAACACUUCGGCAAAGAGCUCGACGAGCUCACGCUGGAAGCUCUGAUAAAGCUGGAGCAGAAGACACCAGAGGGGGACGAUGAGAACCUGGACCUGGAGGAGGACCUCCCACAGAGAAAAGCCCCGACGCUGGCGUCCAUCUUGGGCACCUCAGCAGCCGGUUUCAGCCUGACCGAGUCCAUCGGCCGCUACGUGGAAAAAGAGAAGGAGAUCGAUGGUGCUGCUGACAGCGGGGAGCUGGACCUGAGUGGGAUCGACGACAGCGAGAUCGAGCUGUACCUGCUGAGCGACAACGAAAUCAAAAUCAAGACGGCGCUGUGGAUGGCAGAAAACUCAGACUACCUCAAAGAGCAGAAAGAGAAGGAAGCGAAGAUAGCAAAGGAGAAGGAGCUCGGGAUCUACAAAGAAAAGAAGCGUAGAGGACCUGUGAAGAAGCGUCUGCCGAUCCGGGCCAACACCGCCGACGAGGCCAUCGAGAAGAUGUUGGAGCAGAAGAAGAUCUCCUCCAAGAUCAACUAUGACGUCCUGAAGGACCUCAACAUUAAGCCCUGCGCCAGCCCGACUCACAAAGCCGAGUCCCCAAAGAAGGAGCCGACUGCCACCAAAAUAACUGGACGCAACCGCAACCCUGCACGAGCCCCGCUGAGCCUCAGCACGCCGCUCAGCACCCUGGGAAAAAGGCUGCAGCCGUUCAUCUCCGGACAGCCCAACAAGAAGCUCGCCGCAGAGCAGAUUGCCAACUCCAACCCCCUGCCGGUGCCUGUGGGAGCCCCCGCCAGCGGCAGCGGCGUGGUGGUGGAGAGCGGGCCGGUCGUCUACGAUGAUGCAGCCGCUGACGAGGAAGACGAGGAGGAAGAGGAGGCUUGCAUGAGCGCCCUGCACCUGCUGGGCGGAAACGAUUAUGGCUGUGAUGGAGAUUACGACGAUGGAUUCUAGCAGCAGUCGUCCCUGAGUUAUUCUCCCUAAUACUGAAUCCUUAAGUUAUCAAAUAUUUACCAACCAGGGACACAAAAUGACUGCAGCCGCGGCUGGGAGCUGUGACGCAAAGAGGAACGAAGGAUCCUCAUUGGGAACAAAUGGGACACGUAUGCAGGAAAACCAAAAUCAGUCGCACUGCUCGUCCCGUUUGGCUUCCCAGCUGGAGUGGACUGGGAGGACGUGCUGCUCGGGUGCUCAAAGUGAGGGAUAUGAGUGCGUUUAUCAGUGUGCUGCAGAUGAUAAUGCAACAGCAGAGGUAGGAAACACUCCAGCAAGCUUUGGUUUGUAGGCCAACAGACAUUUGGGUUAAAACUGGGCUCAAACAGCUACGCUCCAUGUUGUUUCAACAGCCUUUAAAUGACUUGACCUUAAUGUGUAGCUUCACUGAAACGCAGUCAGCUAAAUGCUGCUGGAACAAUACGAGUCAUGUUGAUGUCUAAGAAAACAUCUGUUUUUUUAAUCUGAAUGUCUUUUUGUCCUGCAAAACACCAAAUCAGCGGUUACCGUGAAGGGGACAGACGUGUCCCUUGUGGACUGAAACGUUUCCGCCGUGCUCAGGACGAGCCGGUCGCAAUGCUAAUGCUUAAUAUCCUUGAAUUUUCCCUUUGCAUUCGUAACACUCAGCGGUAAGUGAGUUCCUGACUCACUCUGAUUCAAAGCUUGUAUACUUAAGUGUCAUGUGCUCAAAAACAAGCAUCUAACAAUCAGGGAGCGUAAGAUCAGUUAUCAAAGCGUUGGUUACCAUGAGGCUGAUCUUCAAACGGCCUCGCUGCUCAGAUCAAUAUUUAUUAAAGCCUUCAGUGAUCAGUGGGCCGACUCACGCUGUCUGCUCUGCUUAAGCCAAAGUCUUACAGUGAGGUGGCCUUCCAACAAAGUGUGCUGAGAUUUUAAUUCCACAACGAGUUUGUAUUGUGUGAUUGUUUAUUUUAUUUAACAUGGUUUGGCCUUUUCUUAGUUGACUCUUUAGAUUUAAUUUAUGAGUUUGUGUCAUUCGAUGUCCUGUCACGGGCCACUGAGGCGUUUAAAGCCAGGAUGUAAAUACCUUCUCUGCAAUAUUCUAUUUUUCAAAUGAAUGAGGGAGCCCAAUCGGAGAACAGAUCUAUUUUGUAUUUAAGCUUUUAUGAUUUUUGUGUUGGGCAAAAUGAGGAAGUGCAACAUAACGGUGUUUAACGAGGCGUGUUUGUCGACUGCCUGUGUGUCGCUGCUGCACGUCACGACGUCACAUCACGAUGUUGUUGUGUGCUUUGCUGCUACAGUAAAGAUUUCACCACAUGAA